AUGGCAAACAUCGCAAAAAAUGAAUUCCCGGCUCUUAAUAUCACCGGAGAAAAUUAUAUGCCGUGGACGGCACAUGUUAAGCGACAUCUCAAAUCAAUGGGUGUUUUGGAAACGAUAAUGAAGUCGAAUAAUUGUAGCGAUCAAGACAAGGCAAAAGCAGGUGUCUUCCUCCAUAAACACAUUGAUGAGAUGUUGCAAUUUGAAUAUUCAAAUUGUGAGGAUCCAUACGUUUUAUGGAAAGAUUUAAAAAGCAGAUUUGAUCAUCAGAGGGAAGUUUUACUUCCCACUGCUAGAGAUGAAUGGAACAAUCUCAGGUUCCAAGAUUUUAAAAAGGUGAAUGAAUACACCUCUGCUUUGUUUAGAAUAUGCUCAACGCUCCGAUUCUGUGGGCAAACUGUUACGGAGGAAGAUAUGUUAGAGAAAACUUUCUCCACAUUUCAUGCAUCAAAUAUAAACUGCAACAACAAUAUCGGUUGCAAAUGUUUCAAAGAUAUUCUGAUCUAA
Helianthus annuus (common sunflower) is the source of this 504-nucleotide messenger RNA. RefSeq lists its product as uncharacterized. Bases 1 to 504 code for a protein of 167 amino acids. The record is from RefSeq and is a predicted model, not a curated record. The transcript has a single exon. NCBI's taxonomy places the organism in Eukaryota, Viridiplantae, Streptophyta, Magnoliopsida, Asterales, Asteraceae.